Megachile rotundata (alfalfa leafcutting bee) is the source of this 5146-nucleotide messenger RNA. It is a transcript of the gene bma, whose product is annotated as SCY1-like protein bma. Gene Ontology annotation, molecular function: protein kinase activity; ATP binding. Gene Ontology annotation, biological process: protein phosphorylation. NCBI's taxonomy places the organism in Eukaryota, Metazoa, Arthropoda, Insecta, Hymenoptera, Megachilidae. The record is from RefSeq and is a predicted model, not a curated record.
GCGCGCGCGCGUGCUCCCGUGCUCCCAGCCACCACCGCGCAUCGCGCAUUACCCUUCUUUCGGUUUCUUCGUGCUUAUAGUGCUUCUACGCGAGCUACGCGAUUCUCGUCCUCGUCGUCGGCAACAGGUGAGUCGUUUCAAACUUGUAGCUGCUCCAUCGCUCUCCAUUUCUCUCUUUCUCCGUUCUUUAUCGUCACCUUUCUUCCUUCCAUCCUUGCCUCCCUCUUUUUGCCUCGGUCUCUUUCCGCAGUUUCACUCGGGAAAUCGCAUUACCGUAGUAUCGUUUCGCAACGUUACCGAUCCAUCCGCAGGAUCGAAAACCCUCGGCUCCUUCGAGUCGAUUAACUAGGAUUAAACUCGAAUCGAUCGAGUGACCCGGCCAAACAUCGAACAAACUCGUAAUCGAGCUCCCUGCCUCCUACAGAGAUAACUUUCUAACGCAUCGUUUCUCGAGUUCUUCCUUUACUUCCUCUUAAAAUUAAAACGAACCUUGCUCGAUUUUAUUCGACAUUUAAUUUCUGCUCGAUUUUAUUCUAAGAAUCUGAUUUUCUAAUCCAUGCAAUAAAUCACGAACGUUCUCCUAUCGACUUAGAGGGUUUAGAAAGAGACUCCGAUGAAUUACGACGUCGAAAGUUUGAUCCUUUUUUCUUGUUUCGUUCGUGGUCGUUCGAGGUCGCGUCAGUUCGAAAUAAUCGCGUUUCGCGCGACAAAUUUGUUCGCGCGCACCUAGCACAGGUAUCCGCGGCCUUACGCGCGACAUCCGCGGCACGAGAUAGCAAGGAAAUCGAUAAGGAGUUGCGUGAAGAGAAGAAAACGCGAUGGAGCGUCGAAACGGUGAUGCGUUUGGCGAGUAGCCGAUCGAAGGGAAACAAGCACGCGAGCGAUUCGAUCGAGCGAGCAUCGAGGAUCAACGAGCGACCGCCUCGUCGUUAUGUUUGCCAAGUCGAAGAGCGGUUCCACGCCGAGCGUUCUCCUCUCGAAUCCUCUGCAAAACUUCUAUGAGAUUGGCAAACAAUCGGCCACGGCGGGCCCCGAGAACGCGUGGCGCGUUUACGACGCCUAUGGCAAGGCGGACAGAAAGGAAGUGUCGAUAUUUUUCUUCGACAAGCGCUCGGUCGAAAAGCUCUAUAAGCCGAAGCGGAAGGAGACGGUGACGGAAAUUUUACGGAACGGAGCUCGUCAGAUGGAACGAUUUUCCCACCCCAAGAUAUUACAGGCGUACAGAGUCGAAGAGUGCGCGGACAGCCUGGCUUUCGCGUCGGAACCAGUGUUGGCUAGUUUAGCGAACGUUUUGGCGUAUCAGGAACAACGAGCGAAUGGUAUCGGACAAACAUCGAGCACCGCCACGAAACAGGCAUCGUCGACUGCCAGUCAUCGUACCGUUUUCACGAAAGAGUACGAGCUGCUCGAUAUCGAGAUCAAGUAUGGUUUGUUACAGAUCACCGAGGCGCUGCUCUUUUUGCACGUGACGCAGAAAGUUCUUCACAGAAACGUUUGUCCGGCGAGCAUCGUCAUCACUAAAAGAGGAACCUGGAAGUUGUCGGGUCUAGAAUUUAGCGAAAAAGCGAACGAGACGCCCAUUCCGCUGCAACCGUGGACCAAUCGCAUGCCAAAAAUGGCUCAGCCGAACCUCGAUUACGUAGCUCCGGAAGUUCAGCAGAAGAAGCUCGGCGGUUUCUACAGCGACAUGUACAGCUUUGGUAUGACGAUAUGCGCCAUCUUCAAUCAAGGUCGACCACUGAUUCAAGCGAAUCACAGUUGCUCCGAAUAUCUGAAGCAACUGGAAAACCUCAAUGAACAACUCGCUGCCACGUUGCCCCUGAUUCCACUACCGCUUCAGGAAGCUGUUUCCCGACUGCUGCACGAAGACCCGGAAAAACGACCGACAGCUCAAGUUUUGUCGAUGAUCAAAUACUUCCUGAACCCAGCCGUGCACGCCCUCCAGUUUCUAGACAUCAGCAAGAUGAAGGACGUGCUGCAGAAGGAGCACUUUUACGCGAACACCCUGAAAGGAGUGUUACCCUACGUGCCAAAGAAACUUUGGUAUCAACAUGUAUGGACGUAUUUGCAAACCGAAUUGGAAAGCCAGGAAGUUCAGUCGGCCGCGUUGCAACCCGUACUUUACAUCGUUCAAAACAGCACGCAAGAGGAAUACGAUCGAAUCGUGUUUCCGUCGCUGCGGCAGCUGUUUUCGAACCGCAAGUCCGUUCAAGGAACGGUGACCCUCUUGGAAAAUCUGCAUCUGAUACUGAAGAAGACGUCUCGGGAGCACGUGGAGACCGAGGUGCUCCCAAUGUUAUACGCCUCCUUUGAAAACUCGGUGAUGCAGGUGCAGACCGCCGCUUUCGUGGCCGUAUCAAACGUAACCGAGUACAUAGACGACGAGGCAAUCCGGAAUAUCGUACUGCCGAAACUGCUGCAAGCGUUCGAGAAGAAUACGGUGGAUCCCCGGAUACUGGUAAACGUAAUUUCGUGUAUCUUGAACCGGCUGGACAAGCAGAAGAUCGUCGACUGCAUUCUACCGCUGCUGUGCAACGUGGAGCUCCAUGAGCCGGAGAUGAUCGUUCGGGUCGUGAGAAUUUACAGAUUAAUGCUGACCGACAAGAAGUAUGGGCUUACGGUGAAUUGGAUGGCGACUGGAGCCAUGCCUUCUCUGCUGCCUCAGACAAUCAAUCCCGCGUUGGACCUCGAACAGUUUGAACUGCUCUUCAAGGUGUUGCAGGACAUGCUGAAUCACAUCGAAAGAUACCAGAGGAAUCAGUUGACCCUGGACAAUCUGUCACUGUCGAGUCCGGAGAGGUAUCGGAGUUUACGACACCAGCACAGCACGGACAACAUGCAUGUUCCUCCAUUCAACAUACCGAACUUGCGGAUCGAACAGCGUAAGACUUCAUCGGCUGAGGAUAUGGCCAGGAAAAAUAGCACUACUUCGAUAUCGAUGACGGCUUCGGCCGAGAACAUGGCGAGGAAAAACUCGUUGGCGGCCAUGUUCGGUUGGUUCUCGUCCUCGAACAACGACAAUUUCCUAAAAGUGACGCCGUUCACCAGCAGACGGCUAUCGGACAACACUCUGAUGGCGCCGAAGAUACGGAUAGCGCCGUCCUGCGCGAGUUCUCCGGGCGACACUCGCAUGGGCGGACUUCUGAUUCGUCGUCAUUCGACCACCGGUCCUCAGGACCGACGCGGAUCUGGCAUAAAUCUAUCGCCUCCCACGGGCGCAGGAAUGCCGAUCACGAGCAGCAGCGUGCCAUACUUGUUUAGCUCGAGUAUGAAUAGUUUACGCGGCUCGAGGCGCCCAUCCGUUUCCUCGACGUCUUCCCAGCAGGGCACCGGGUUACUGCAGCAGGUUGGCUCUAGCAUGGUAAGACAACAACCCCCCAUCUGCCUGAACCUGAAUGGACCACCACCACCAUUACAACCACCAACACUCUCUCCAUUACUCCAGCUACCGGGACAGCCUUCCCACUGACCCUUCGUUACAGCUGCCAAUUCUUCGGCAAGUAGUUCGAAGCUCCAGCCGUGAUCGCUCGACGAGGAAACGCCGCGGAUUAAAAGGCAGCUCCGCGUGAUCCUAACGAGCUACUGGUUACCGUCCGUACGAUCAAAAUCGACAAACGAGAAUAAUUUUUUAGCAAACCUUGGCGAAGAAAAAUCGAAAACGAAGGCGACGGUUAUUUUCGUCGAUUAUCACCGACGCUCUACCAUGUACCUUGUGCGUACGCGCACGCACAAACACUCACAUAUAUAUAUAUAUAUUAUUAUAUAUUUACACAGAUAUAUGGAAAUACCUUUAAUCGUUAAGAUUUGCCGCGAAAGGGUCUUUCCAAGCGGCCUAAUCCUGACGUCGUGAUCGAUCGUCGUGUUCUCGUAUCGUUUUAAACGCGAUAGAUCGGUGAUCGCGCGUGUACGGUUUACGAAAGAGGUAAAGGUUAUCGGUCAAUCGUGCGAAUGUAUCGGUACACUCGAGAGCAAAGAAAGCUUCCUUUGAACCAGGAGUGUCAAACUUUCACUUACUUUCAUUUUCAAUAUUAUAACUUGCAAUUUACUCACAGUUGUCAAUUUACUCACAGUUGUCAAUUUAUAAAAUCCUUAAGAAUAUAGAAGCAAGAGCUGUGCUUUCUUGAAACUGUAAAGUUUACCUAGGAAAGGUAAAUUUGUUCUCGACUGUACCUCGAUUAAGGAAUUUCGUAUCCUGCAGCCGAAUGGACCGUACACGCGCGCGCGUUUCGAAAGUAACGCUAUACGUUCGCAUUUCGUGUAUUGGUGUUGUCCAAUCCGCGUACUCGCAAGUAUCCUUGGUCUGGUUUAAGCGAGAACGGAACGUGUCCUCGUUUUUCCUUGUAUCUCAAACGAGAAGAACUCGUAUCGCCGCGACGAGAAAUUCACGGUUCCACGAUUCAACGUCAAUUGUAUGCGAGUCAAGUUUUUCCGAUAGUUUUUGUAAACCACGAAACGAAGACGUUCGUCUUUCCGCUAAUGAACGAUCAUUCGAUUCGUAUUCUUCAUUCGAAGAACGAUAGAGAAUUUUCGUCGGAACGAACGUCGCUGUUUCGUCUUCUCGUUGUUCCAUGGUAAAGCCGCGAUCCAGGUGGAUAAAACGGAGCCGGAGGUCGCGGUAGGUACGCGUACGGUGUGGAAUAAUACGCGAGUUGGAAUCGGCGGAAAAACCUCCGGCGCGAAACCGCCGCGGCCGAUUCUCCUCUCCAUACGGUCGAGCGUAUACAUAUCAAAUCCGCGGACCGUUGCGCGCGACCGCGAUAAUUAAACGCGAUUCGACCGGUUAGGCGAACCUCGAUACAGUUCGAGACCCUCUCGAACUUUAGUCGAGCAGGGAAGUGCCCUAAUGGCCUAAAUAUGGGCUUAAAGUCAUGUUACGAGUUUCGUUUUAAUGCUACAUACAGUCUCACAACUUGUAUUACAUACUUUGUAACUCAAUCUGUGCCGACAUGCAAUGUUCAAGUGCAGUGAGACGCACAGUAGCAAUUAACCUUUUGCAUUCCAAAGUAAUUUCACUAUUUGCAAACAGCGACUUUAACCCUUUGCAUUUAAAGUUAAUUUGCAAACAGUGACUUUAACCCCUUGCACUUGAAGUUAAUUUGCAAACAGCGACUUUAACCCUUUGCACUUGAAGUUAAUUUGCAAACAG